Molecule: messenger RNA, 1194 nt
Organism: Lachancea dasiensis
Lineage: Eukaryota; Fungi; Ascomycota; Saccharomycetes; Saccharomycetales; Saccharomycetaceae
Source: the annotation of a GenBank genome assembly
AUGGCCAAAAGAUCAGCUGAAGACGCUCAGUCACGCAUUUCCAAGCGUACUAGGCUAGACACCAAUAGUACAGACUCGCCUGCCGAUUUUACUGCUCCAGAUAGCCAGAACAACAAUGAAGAAUCUGCUGGUUUUGAGAUUUUGACAGGGUACCGGGAUCUGGACCAAAAAUCGAGCAAAGACAGAGUAGAAGUGGCCAGGAAUGGGGAUGUAGGUCUGGUCAUAGAUCGUUUAAAGUUAGCAGAUCGACUGUUUGAAAGAUUCACUGAGGCAGAAGCGAAAAAUACAUCUCUCUUAGCGCACGACUCUCGAGCAUUAUUGGGCGUCAGUGAGCUCGCUCAGUUAAGUGUUCGAAAUCUCAAGCUAGAUGCAGCACAGCUAGCUCUUGGAGUAAAUGAUGCUAUUAAUUACACGAAAAGGUACAUGUUAAAGGAUUAUUUCAAGGUGAAUGGGAUUCCAGAGCCGCAGACGGACAUCCUGAGCCACAAUGAAGAUGAAGGUCAGCAAAACGAAGACGAUGAGGUCAAUCAUGACUUACAAGCACACUCUCGUCAAAAAGCACAGCGCAACUUGUUGGAUGCAUAUGGAAGGUAUAAUGAAUUCACUCACUUCAAUUGGUUUAAACUAGGAAUGCUAUUUCAAGCCAAGUCUCGAGCCCCCGCAGUCGUGGAUCACCUGCUCGGCCCAUUUGCCGCUGAGAAAAAAGUGAGGGCUUCCAGCCAACGAGCAGCUCGCUCUAUAGAAGUAGUGGGAAGGACGGCAACCGCCGCGCGUGUAACCAGAGACUCACUGAUUGAGUCCGAGAAGGAUGAAUCCACUCCAGAGAACGUUAAAAAAUGCUUCAAGAUUUUGCGAAAGCAGAAGGGGCACUCACCCAUCAACCUGUACAAGUUUAUCAUAGACCCAAAUUCCUUUGCGCGAUCGGUGGAGAAUCUGUUCUAUACCAGCUUUCUGAUAAAAGAAGGCAAAUUAGUCAUGGAUGAAGAUGAAGAAGGGUUUCCGGCUGUACGAGUGAAAGAGCCACUGCCUUCUGGAGUUCAUGACAGAGAAAUUGAAGUACAGAAACGUAAAGACACUCGUCCAUCUCAUCUGAUUUUUCAACUUGAUAUCAAUACCUGGAGAAAAUUGAUAGACAGGUUCGAUAUACGAAGGUCAUUUCUUGGUGCACAAGGAAAGCCUGGCGGUAGAGCUUAA